GGCUGAUGUCACACGCCGGCGGGAGGCAGCCGGGCGACCAUGGCUGCGGCCGGCUGGCGCCUGGCGCGGGGCUGCAGCUAGGCGCCCGGGAUGGAGCCGGGCGGGCUCGGGGGCCAGGCCGACUGGAUGCGGCUCCUGCGGAAGCUCAAGGAGGUCUUCGACGUGUGCGACGAGGAUGCGGCCGGCUUCGUCCGCGUGGAGCGUUUCGUCGCCCUGGGGCUGCAGUUCGGCCACGGGGAUGAGGUGGAAAAAUUGGCUAAAUACUUGGACCCAAAUGACCUGGGAAGAAUCAACUUCAAGGAUUUCUGUCAUGGAGUUUUUGCUAUCAAAGGCUGUGAAGAGUUACUGAAGGAUGUGCUGGCUGUCGAAAACCCUGGGUGUUGGCACUACGAGCCGCGGUAUGUGGAUUACUACUACCAGGGUAGCGAAAUCCAGGACGGUGCCUAUUUGGACGGUGAAAGUGUGUACAGUGAGUCCGAGCUGUUUCCUGAUGAAGACACGAUGACCCUGGCCCAGCAAGAGGUCCACCAUGAGUCCGACAUGGACAGUGCCAUCGAGAGUGCGCAGAGCUCUGAGGCAUCCGACGUGUGCGGCAGUGAAGAGAAGGACAGCGUGCUCAGUGGACUCUUUCUGCCUGUAGACAAGUCAAGUCCUCACAACCCCUCUGACCUCUCCACCUAUUCCACCGCCUCUCUGAUCAGUAACGAGGAACAAUUUGAAGACUAUGGGGAAGGAGACGAUGUGGAUUUUACUCCCAGCAGUCCAUGCCCUGAUGAUGAGACCAGAACCAACGCCUACUCUGACCUUGGCUCAUCUGUGUCUUCCAGUGCUGGGCAAACGCCGAGGAAAAUGAGGCACGUUUAUAACAGCGAGUUACUGGACGUCUACUGCUCCCAGUGCUGCAAAAAAAUAAACCUGCUUAAUGACUUGGAAGCGAGGCUGAAAAACUUGAAAGCAAACAGCCCCAACCGAAAAAUCUCAAGCACAGCUUUUGGAAGACAACUCUUCCACAACAGUAAUUUCAGCAGCAGCAAUGGCAGCAUGGAGGACUUGUUCCGAGACAGCAUAGACUCGUGCGAUAAUGAUAUCACUGAAAAGGUCACUUAUUUAGAAAAAAAGGUGACCGAACUGGAAAAUGAUAACAUGACAAACGGAGACCUGAAGAGCAAACUGAAACAGGAAAACACGCAGCUAGUUCACAGAGUUCAUGAACUAGAAGAACUGUUGAAAGACCAAGAGACGUCAGCUGAACAAACACUGGAAGAAGAAAUAAAACGGCAUAGAGAAGCAUACAGCAAGUAUGAAAAAGAAAAGGGCACUGAAAUUGAACUGCUAAAUACAAGGGUUCAACAGCUUGAAGAAGAAAAUGGUGAACUCAAAACCACUGUUACGCGACUGAAAUCACAAACAGAGAAACUAGAUGAGGAGAGGCAACGCAUGUCAGAUAGGUUAGAAGACACCAGUCUGCGGCUGAAGGACGAGAUGGACCUGUACAAAAGGAUGAUGGACAAACUGCGACAGAACAGACUAGAGUUUAACAAGGAGAGGGAAGCUACUCAGGAGCUCAUUGAGGACUUGCGAAAGGAACUGGAGCACCUGCAGCUGUACAAGCUAGAUUGCGAGCGCCCUGGCCGGGGGAGAAGCUCCUCGUCUAGCGUGAGUGAAUUCAACGCAAGAACGAGGGAAGUGGAAAUGGAGCAUGAAAUUAAACGGCUAAAGCAGGAGAAUCAGAAACUUCGUGACCAGAAUGAUGACCUUAAUGGACAGAUCCUAAGUCUUAGUCUUUAUGAAGCUAAAAAUCUCUUUGCAACACAGACAAAAGCCCAAUCACUGGCUGCUGAAAUCGACUCUGCAUCAAGAGAUGAGCUCAUGGAAGCUCUUAAAGAACAGGAGGAAAUAAACUUCAGAUUGCGACAGUAUAUGGACAAGAUUAUUUUGGCCAUCCUAGACCACAACCCAUCUAUCCUGGAAAUAAAAAAUUGAAGGACAAAAAGCAAUUGCCUGAUAUUUCUGCACAUGCCACUGGAUCUAAACAUCACUCUGAUACUGUAAAUGAUUCUAUAUAUAUCUUAUGUGUGAAUGUGGGGGUGUGGGUAUGUUUAUAUGAUGUCUGGUACACUUCUCUGUGAGUCAUCAAAUCGGCUUGAUUCAUUUUUUUCAUGCACUUUCAAUAUCUGUGACAAGAUCGCUACUAUAUAUUAAUGUUAUAACAAUAUAACUGGAUCACGCUGUUUUAGCUACUGGACAUAAUGACUCUACCUCUAGUGGUAAGGGUGAAAUACAGUGGACGCAUAUGGAUGUCUCCCCUCCCUUUGAGAACAAGAAUUACUCUUUCAUUCUUUCAAAUGAAUGAGGGUACUCCCAAAAAUUCAACAUACCCAGGUUUGAUUCCUGUCUGGUGCUGACGACAUCACACUCUCUAUUGAAUUUAGCUUUGCCAGAGCUUUACUACUGAAACCACAGAGGUAAAAAUAAACCUUUGGCCAAACCUGUGCAUUUUUAAAAAUGAAUAUCUGGGGGGGAUGAGGCUCAGACUGCAGAAUUGUUAAUAUCCAUGUAAAAACACCAUCCGCUUGUUUGCCACUGUCAGCAAAAAGUGCUUUUAAUAUGAAGGCCACAUAUCCAAGUUCAGGAUGAUUGCGAGUCUGUCUGGUGUGUGUAUGUGUUGAGCCUGGGUCCCUAUCGCACUGAGGCAUUGCAAUGUACACCCUUAUUUACAGGGGUUUAUCACUGGGCCAUUUACAAUUAAUUCUGGGAUCCAACUCCUCUGCAUUUGAAGGCUUCAACCAGGGAACACAUUCUAUUUCUUUUAACUGUUACUGACUGCAUGCAAAUCCACUUCAUUAUUUUAAAGAAAAACUUUAACUUAAACAAAUAGCUCAAUUCCCUUCCCCACAACCAAAGCACACUGUUGCACUCCUAUGAGAGAGAGAGAGAGCUGGGGGGGGAGGGGCAUGGAAGAGAGAGAAUGGUGGGAUCCUCCUACAGUUUUGUAGUUGGUUAAUCCCUGAUGUAAACUAAUUUUAACCUUUGAGCGGUUAAAAGUAAAAAUCACACUUACUGCACAUUACCUUGGUGUCUUAUGUUCCACCCCCAACCCCACUGUUUCACAAGAGCUUGCAUUCACCACCCACAUUACCCAUCCCAAAUACUACAUCUCCUGUCUGAAUACACACAUGCACACAUUCAUAUGCUCUGAAUUGGGAAAGUACAUAAGCAUGUGCUUAACUUUAAGCAUAUACUGUACUUAGGUCCCAUUGGAGUUAAGGAUAUGCUUAAAGUUAAGCACUUGCAUAAGUACUGUCCUGUCUAGGGAUGGGUUUAAACACCAUUUAUGUGCUUCCUGAAUUGGGUCCAUUUCUUGUAGAAUUAAGACCUUUUAGCUAAAAGUAAAAUCGGCUAGAAGUUAAAUGCUGUGAAAUUUUAUUCCAAGCACUAAACAUUUUGUUUAAAAAAAAAUUUUUUUUGUACACUCUUUAAAGUUGAAAAAAAACAAACACAGUUGGAGAGGAAAAAAAUCCAUCCUUUCAUACCAAUUGGCACAAGCAGGGACACACUCUGGUUGAUUUCUCUGUAAUCAAAUGUCUGGCUUUGCCUACGUGCAUAGAGAUGUGUUCUUGUUUGUUUUAACACGCUCCUUGGAAAUGGACGGUUGCAGUAGAUAUGACUGAUUUUCUGUAUAUACUUGUUGGCAGUUUGUCUCACACCUACCAUUGUCUUUGUGUAUUUUUGUUUGUGUAUCGAAUGCAUUUUUUCCAUAAUCUGAAUACCUAGAGCAUGUAUUCUGUUACUGAUGUAAAUAUAUAUAUAUUUUUUUUUCUGCAGCUGCUGUAAUCUUACCUUCAGUGAUAUCUUAUUGGAGUAACGGGCAGGUGUGGGGAAGCACUGAAAAUUGUCUUUCCUGAAGGCAAGACAAUAAAACCAAUUCAGUUAUUUAUUUGAAUCCGUCAGUUAAGCUCUAGGUAGGGCCACAGGACUGGAGGAGAGCUAAUGAUGAAAAUGUAAUUGUCCUUUCAGGCCUGGGUGAACUGUAUAAGGGCUUAUCUCCAGUGGAAAAAUGUUAUUUUGGUGCUUAACAUUAAACACUUAAGGAUAGAGUCUUAGCAGAGGAGAUUAGGAAGAAGGUAUCUCUAACCCCUUUGCUCCCCUGAUUUUGGAGCAGCCAGAGGGAAAAGUUGAGUCCAAAGUAACUAUGCUAAAUUACAUGGGCUCCGGCAGUCUUGCACUGGUUCCAUCAGUAGGAGAUCAGGCAGAGCAUCAUCCCCUUCCCCUAUAAGGGGGCUGAUGGGGCAACUGAUGAGGUUGAAACAGCUAUGCCAGCUUAAUUCUACCCAAGGAUUUCCCUCUAGUGGAAAGAUCCUCAGCUGUGCUUCAGCACUGAAGUUUCCACUUGCUUUGUGCUGCCUCUAAGUCUGUGCCAUAAAUCUGGCCCUCUGCAUAGACAUGGACUAUCCUGUGUUUAAAAUCGUGUGAGCUGGCCAUAAUUAAUCUUAAGAUGUGAUCUAGGUUUAGGUGGCCCUUGAGGUAAACUACAACCAGCAGACGCAAUACAAGACCUGAUGGUCCUUGUCUGUAAACGUGCUAAGGUACGUUUUUUACCAUUCUAAAGCAAUGAAGUUUGCAGCUGUAGAUGAAGCUACUGCUGUUUCAGAUUGGAAAGUGUUUCCUUAUUUAAAUAUUAGGGGAAAUACUCAGGUUUUCAAACAUUUAUUUAAAAAAAAUGAAGUCCAACAUUCAGAAUUUUGUAGUAUAACACUUUAAAAGCCUUUAUUAGAGCGGGACAGUCAAUUGAUGCUUUGAGUAAAGAGUGACUAAGGUCUUCAGGUUUUGGUUAAUAGAAAAUUAUUAAAUUGGAUGUUUUAGAAGCUGAAAGCCUGAUCCUGCUCACAUUGAACUCAACAGCAAAACUCCCCUGGAGUUCAGUGGAUGCAGGAUUGGGCCGUACAUAAUUAGGGUCAAAUUCGCCCCUGUGCACGGAGAACUUACAUCCGUGGUAAAUAGUCUUAAGUUUCACUUGAAUCCUCACAAUAGCAUUUGGGCUACCUGUACACAUAGGUCAAUUUCAUGCUUAUAGGUAGAUUUUUUUAAAACUGUUUAGCAGUUGCAUGGGGAGCUGCUCGGUGCUGAGAACUUGAAAAUCUGUUCCUCAAUCCAUAGUGUUUGUGAGUGUGCUAAAGCAGUUGCCUUAAAUAGGUUUUGAUUGCAUAGAAGGCAAUUACAUUUCCACUCCUGAGGGGAAUGACUUUGUAUGAUAGCUUGUAUAUUUAUUUUUAAUGUUGCCUUUUCUUUCUGAAUGAAGAAAUUUAUUUUUCUCUCAGGAGUCACUCUUCUAAAAAACAAAACUCUAGUUCUGGCAACUUUAGGUCUAAUUUUAGAUCUGCAGUAACUAGUGACCUGUGUAAGACCAAGUUGUCUUUGGCACAAAAGCCUUGGGACAAAAGGUGUUUUUCAUACAGGUGAUGCAAUGUCACAUCAGUAACAAGGAGUCAUUACCUUGAUGGAGACUUAUGGGAACACAACCUGCUAUUAACAUCUGAACUUGGACACAGCAGAGAGACUGGCCCUGUAGAACAAUUUUGGCAGAGUGGGGAGGAGAGAGCCAGUUGUAGCUCCCAGCUGUGCUGGCUUUUGGAUGCCCCUCUCAACCAUAUAGCAGGGGAAUCCCCAGCAGGGGAAAUGCAAGCAGGACCCAGGAUCUAGUUUGUAUUUACACAUGCGCUGCCUGAGCCUGCAAACACUUGAGCAUAUGUGUAACCACUGCCAUGACUAUUCCCAUUGAACUUGAUGGAACUGUCAACGGAGGAAAGUCACUGAUGUUGACAUUUGUAGGACUGGGCCAAUCCAGUCAUCUGUGCCAUAUUUAGUUGAGCAAUGAUUUACCUUGCUGGGUAGAUUAUUUCAAACUCAGAUUAAAAUAUUAAUCAGUCUAGUUUUUUAAUGUUACCUCCAGUUUAGUAAUACCACAAUACAACGAACAUUUCUAUAUUGAAAUUGAGCUUUUUUGACUCUGACAGCCUAAGUUCUGUCCGAGAUACCAUAUCUGUAUUUAUCUGCUCCUUACAUGGAGCAAGUUCUCUCUACUUCAAAUCCUCAAGCUAAAGCAACAUUGAGGUCAGCCUAAAUGCAAAGGGUUUUUUUGUGCAAUGGAAAAAGACAGUUUACUUCUUGCCAGAAGUCACACUCAAAUAUGAAACACUGCCUAUUGUGGAAAAGGCACGGUUUAUUUAUUUGUUUCAGAGUCACUGAAGUCAAGCCUCAAAUCCUUUCUAACAUCAGUAGUUACACAUUAAGGGGCAGUUCUCCAGUUGAUGCAUAUUUAGUUUUGAUUUCAGUGGAGUGCCACAGAUUUAUACUAGCAGAGGUUCUGGCCAAGAAACUUUAAUUUGUACUGACAUGGGAAGGAGAGAGAAUGUUUGUUUUCCUAUAUUUUUGAAUCAUUUCAGUUUUAUUAGUUCUGAAACUAGAGCUGGUUAGAAAUUUUCAUUUUAAAAAAUUGACAUUGACAAACUUUCACAUGCCCACCCCUGAACUCCUUUUUUUUUUCUUUUUUUUCUGAGCAGAUCUGUAGGAGGGGGACCAAAAAAAAAGUCCAACUAAAAAGCUUACUUCUUUCUUCAAGGCUGUUUUUUUUUUUCCGGGGGGAGUGAAUUCAGGGGUUUUGGGGUUGGUGUUUUUUUUUUUUUUUUCAAUCAGCUCUAUGGAAGAAUUACUAUAGUUUUAAUUAAUCCAGUUGGGACACCAAGGAGAGAUGAAGGUCCGAAUUUCUGCUGGCAUAAAAUGGUAUAGUACUGUUAAUGGACCCAUGCUAGUCAACACCAGCAAAGAAUUUUGCCAGUUAUACUUAUGGUGGCAAUUUAGGACACUAAGGCUAAUGUACAAAUGAGGAGUGUGCCCUGUAAUAACACACUGACCCAGCUGGGGAAGUGGGCUAAUAAGAAAAGUCAGUAUUAAAUGUCCUCUCUGGCCUAGUUCUAGUAGUCUGGGAUAAAGGUCAAGCAUAUUGGAAUUUUAAAAUUAAAUCGGAGAAGUUAAAUACCAGCAAAUACAAGAGUGUCAUCUUUUAAACAAGGGGGAACAGAAACCCUAAUUUGUGUAGUGUUUUCAAGACAACCUGAAUCAGGGGGCCUGGUCGAACUCCCAUUGAAUCAAUGGCAAAACAGCCUGCUGCAUUCCACGGGAGCUGGAUCAGACUUUCUGUGAGCAGAUCUCUCACAGUGUAAGUAAUGUUGCUCAUCUGUGCAUCAAGUGUCAUUACGGUAGCUGCUCCCAGAAAGUGAUCAAAAGGGCAUUGCAGUCAGUGUAACGCAACUAAACUGUAAUGAUAAUGCUUCAAUUUCAUUCCUGUUGUGUAGUGCAUAUUGUUCUAGUACUUUCAAAUAGAGGAGUAUUGAUCUCAACAGCUGUUUGUUACUUGAUGCAUAGCAAGUUGGGGGAGGGCAGAGGGGUGUUAAUGAAACUUUGCAUGUGUGUGUAGAGGUUGAUACGGGUUACAGGAUGCAUUAGGUUUGAAUUCUGUAACCCUGACGUACAACAUUGUUCUGUCUAUACAGGCUCUUUGGUGGGACACAUUUUUUUUUUCUCUUGUACUUUUGUGAGGUCAACUGAACACCUACAAAUGAAACACUUUGGUAACUUAAGUUAAGCAAAGAGUAUGUGAUGUUGGCGUGCACAUUGGCUGAACUGGGUUUGUGGGUUCUUAUAUAGUUGGGAUAGUCUGAGUCUGAUUAUUAGAGCUGGUGAAAAAAAAUUUGUCAGACACUGAAGAAAAAUGGUAUUUUUUUCUUUAAAAUGUUUUAAAAUAUUCCUUUCACUCCCUCCUCCACCCUUUUCCUGUUUCUAUUUUGCUACCAGGAAAGGAGGCUAAAAAAGGGGAGGGAAGCAAAUUAUUUAAAUUUGCAAUUUUGAAAAAUUAACAUUUUUGUUCAAAUUUCCCAUUUAAAAAAAAACUGGCCUUUUUACCUGCUCUAAUAAUUACAUCAUGCCAUUUUGCGUAGUGGAGAUCUAAUUGGUGGUCAUUCCAUUUUCUAAAUCAGAGAGAGAGAGAGAGAAAUCUGAUCAAAAACUUACCAGGGGCAAAUUCAAGUCUGUGGAAGGUUAAGGGUCCUUAACACAGAUUUGUUUACCUACAGAACAAGGCAAAUUAUUGAUAGCUUGUGUAUGUUAAGAGCAACCUGUUUGAGGAGGUUUUUUGGUGCUGAAUGACGGAUUUUAGGAAAGGUAUGAGAAUGUCUUGAAUCUCCCCUUUGGGGACUGAUCCUGCGUUCCUUGGGCAGUCAAAACUCCCACUGACAUGAGGUUUGGCUGUCCAAGGAAUGUAUGCUUAGGUCCUUAAGCUACAGGGGAGCAGUGCUUCAAGCUGCCUGCAUUAUCCAGUUGUCUCAGCCAGGCUGUGGAGCACCUGUUUUCAGGGCUGAGAAGGUAUCAGUAUGGAGACUGAAUAUUCAAGUCUAUAAGGUGGUGGGUUUUUGUGUGAUGGGUCUUGCGUCGCUGGAGGUAUCUGGUAGGCUUUUCCUUCCACUGUUCCUACCACUGUCUUAGAGCAACGUGAUAGCAACAACAGGAACACUAAUGUAGACUGGAUGCUGGAGUUUGAACCCUCGUGCUGCCCUGCCCUGAGCAGGUAUAAAUGAUACAGUGCUUGAAAGAGAAGCUGAGCCCAGUACCUUGUCUAUGUUAGAGCCCCGCUGCUUCUAUCACUGAUGGAGGUGAGCCAGCAUUAGCAACAAUGAGAGGUGGUUUUAGAGGAGGGAAAAAAAGCCUAUUGUAGGUAAGGGCUUAAUGGCCCUAUUUACAGUGACCAAGGAAAGUGUGUUAGCAGGAGAGCUGGUUUAAAAAAAAGUGUUGGAGGAGAUCCAAAAUUUUGCCAACAUUUCUACUGAACUUUUCCAAACGUCAAAAUUUUACCAAUUUCAAACAAUGUGACCAGCUCUAGUUCGUGGCUCUGUAGUGAGCUGUGCUUUGGCUUAAUACAGAGGUGUUAGCCUCAUUUCUUUGGCCAGCGUGAAGAGGGCCUCUGUAACAAAUUAUGUGGGCCAAAUUUUAAUUUUAGCUUAAUAGUUUUGAUGAUGAUUGUGAUUUGGAUGUUUAGCACUUGCUGUUGCAGCGGGGAAGAACGGCCAGAAUAGCAAGGGACACUCCAUACUCGCUUCCAAAUAGACUUGGGCAGCACAUGCUCUCAUGCAAGAGAGAACAGGGGUUGUGCAUUAGCUCCCUUUUGCUUAUAGCUGAUGCCAGUCCUCCAAUAGCAAGAAUUCCAGCUUUACAUUUCUUAGGUGUAUAUCCUUCUUUGCAAGGUAGCUGAACCUAAAAGCCUGUACACGUAAGUAAAGUCCAAAUCUAUUUAGGGUGCAAUUCUGCAGUCCUGUCUUGAUCAGAACUUCCUGGUAUGAUCCAUGAUGUGAAUUUUGCAUGGGCAAGCUUUUAAGAGAGCUGAGGGGAAACAAACAUUAAGAAGUCAUCCUGGUUAUCAGAAGCUCAUACCAAUAAACCGGGAGGGUAGUUGCUUUUAUUGCAUGAUUUUGAGAUAGAUAGAUAUAAAAUACACAUACAGAGAGAGCUAUAUAGUGUAGAGCAUUGUUGAGGAUAAUAUUAAAGUGACUUUUGGCAGGCACCAGAAAGAUAAGGUGCAGCACUUAUCCAUUCAGUGGACUUUGGAUCAUGCCCAUAGCUCAGAGUAAAUAACACACUGCAUACAGGAAGAGUCAUUCUUCCAAAUGCCAAUUCACACUUGCUGGCUACCAUGACUUAGCUUACAAAAAAACUAGCCACUAGCCAGGUUGCCCUUUAAGAGUUUACCUUGACUAGGAUUUAAAGGUAUGGUGGUAGAAGGGGCCAGCUAACUGACCUGUUCUAAAAGUCCAGACAAGGCCGUGUAUAAUCUUAAAUUGUGCUGAGCUGUUCAACAUUGCUGAUAUUAAGGGAAUUCACUGCCGUCUCUACACUAGACUUUUAGAACGGAUUAGUCGCCACCAUCAGACAAUGCAUCUUUAAAUCCUAGAACCGACAGACCCUUAAUGGGUCUUUCACAACUCAUGUGCCAUUAAUCUAUACUUUGAGUCAAUAAAAUCCAUUGCACUGUAUAAUUUACUUAAAGUUGCUCCAGUAAGCAGGAGAGUAACAUUUUUUAACUGGAUCUCACCAGAGCACAUCCUUUACCCACACCCAUGUCCUUGCUCAUCACUUAACCUUUUCACUGCUGCACAGAAGAGCAUGUGCCUGUCUAGGUGUUUAUACCGUGCCCACCACCAUGAUAUCAGAGCGCUUUAGUGCACCCAUUUUAAACAAAUGGAGGAGAAUACACCUGAAAUGCUUCACAUCAGGGAAUUUUUAGAUAUUAACUCUUGGGACUUUAAUCAUGUUCAAUAACCAGGCUAAUCCUAUCCACAGCUUUAAUAUGGGUACGGAAGACAAUUAAGAUCCACUGUGUACUACAUGGAGCAUGUUGCAGCCAGUUGCCUUGAUAGUUGAAUCCACAGUAUAGAUCAGCCCUAAACCAGUCCAGAGUGAGGCUGCACGAAGACAUUCCUCUGGGUUUUAUUUCCUACUCCGCACAGCAACCAAAUUAAAUGCAGUGAUUAAAACCUAUAUUUGCAAGACAUAGCCUUACCAUGUAGCUUAGCCUAGCACUCUGUACCUCCAUAGACAGAUGCAGAUCAUGUAUGGGUUGCUGUAGUUAAGGGCACUUCAGCCAGGUCUGUGCUACAAUAAAUUCCACUGUAAAUGUUGCAUUGCAUUCCUUAAAUUGUGCAGUUUGGGUUUUUGGAGGGGCCAAUAAACUAAAAUUCUUGCAGAUUUUUAACUGUAAAGGUAAUCCUUAGGUUACUUUUUUUUGGGCUAAAACUUGAAGCAUAGUGGAAAAUAUGUAUUAAUAAAACUGGAUGUCUGAUAUUUCCUGCACCUACUUUGAACUUGCACACAAGUUUAUUUUUUAACUGGAUGUUAGUGUCACAGCUGUAACAAUAGAGUUGUCCACUUUCAUGGCACCAUUCUUAGUGGAGUGAAUUCACCGUGGCCUGUAGAGGUGGCAUAAACCCCUCUGGACAACUUAUGCUGCGUGUCAGGCCUAUGAAGAAUGGUGUGGAAAGGGGUACCCUCUAUGCACCAGAGAGGAGAUCUCUUUGGGGUAGGCUGGCACUUAAAUGGAUCCAGCGUCCAGCAACCACCCUGUAGAGUGUGUAGAGAGAAUGCAGCUAUUCCACCCUACAGACUGGAACAGAGACCAUGCAUGACUGUACUGUAACCCCGGUCUUCCCAACAUGUACCCCAUCUUGUCUCCUACACUGCCCAAAGCCCAUUUCCCCAGGCUUGGUGCAGGGAGAAUUUCACUCCAUAUGACUACUUUAGUAUGCUACAGAGCAGUAAAUGUUGCACUUACAGUAUGUUUAAAUACUGGUAUAUUUUGAGAAUUACUGUAAAUUCUAUCAUGGGAGCCAUUCGGUUUGCUUUGUUGCACAGACUGUACUUAUGUUUAUUGCACGAUUAUUUUUAGUCCUUGUGCCUUUACUCACCUGCCAUGAGGCUACAGAGUUUUUUUCCAUAUUUUAUCUGCUAUUUUGGGCACAUAUAUAAUUUUUUUUCCAUUUGUUCAUCUCUGCAUUUCAUGUACUGUAAAGGUGUAUAUAUAAAAUAGACCAGAUUUGUAUUUCAUGUGCAUCCAUGGGAUGUAAAAAACAAACUCAUUUUGUACAGGUUUUUCUUAGACGCACUUUGUCAUGCCCUAACCUACUUAGCAAAUUAAAUUUAAAAAUAAUUAGCAGUUCUGUGUUAUUUUAGAAGCAUCACAUUGGAUGCCUGGUAUCUUUUGUAAAGUGAUGUCUCUCUCUCGCGCGUGGGCGCACACACACGCAUGCACACAAAAGCACUAAUCUAGUGUGCUAAUGUCAUUUAUUAUGAGGCCAGUUGUAUCUUGUCCAUGUCAGUGAAUUCAAAAUAACUAAACCUCUACAUUUAGUUAGGGCUUGAUUUGACAAUUUAUGGUUUUUAUUCACGGUAGAGGCGAGCGGUUUCCUUUUACUUCAAAUGACCAGGAGACACAAAUCUCAGCUCAUCUCAGGUCAAUUUCAGUUUAAGGAGUAGUUUUUUGGUGACUCAUUUUGCCAGCUGAACCCAAAAGCAAAAUCAGAGGGCCUACCGCUUCCCCCGGUGUAUCAAAGUUAAAACUCUUUGUAACUCAUCCUGGGAUUCUUGGCUCUACGCUCUCAUGCUGAGUGGGAAUUUGUCCAAAGAAAGAGCUUCAGGAUGCCAGGGGUUAGUUUGAAAAUAAAUGUGAUGAUACAACCUGAGGAUGGAAUAAGAAGUAACUUGCUGUCUGAAGGGAAGAUCUACACAUACUCUUUGUACCAAUUUAACUGGAAGUUUAUAUAGUUAGAUCAGAGCAGUUCCCUGCUGUGGACAGUUAUGCUGGUAUAAAAAACCAAAAGGUGCUCAUGCUGGGUUAGUGUAUGGAAAUAAGCUAUACUGCUAGACCAAUAUCACCACAGCUGCACAGUGGGAUUGCAUGAUCUGAUUAUAUUGAUUUCUACAUCAAUAUAGAUAAAAUGGUACAAAAAUUGUGCAGAAGUGUCCUAAUGGGCAGUGUGGGGUAAUCCCCUUUACGGCCUCUUCAGAGGAAUAUCUCCCCCUGACCUUUCACAUUGCCCCCAAAGCUGCCGUGUCCUGUCUGUGGGUUUGGUCAAUGGUAAAACUCCCAGUGACUUCAGUGGAGGGCUUAAUCCAAAACAUGAAGUGGUCAAGGAACAGACUCCUGUUGGCUUUGGAUCAGGUCCUAAAUACACUAGAGCAGGGGUUGUCAAACUUCAUUGCACCGCAGCCCCCUUCUGGCACCCAGGACAGAAGCCCUGGGGCUUUGGCCACGCGUGGUGGGGCUCAGGCUUGGGCUUCAGCAAGUUUAACGUCAGCCCUGACAAUCCCAUAAAAACAGACUUGCGCCUCACUUUGGGGUCCUGACCCACAGUUUGAGACCCCCUGCACUAGAGCAUGACAGUAAUACCAAUUCAAAGCACUUUACAGAUGGGGAAAAUGAAGGUGCAGGCCUCAUGAGCAUCUUUGGGCUGUUAAAGCAGACCCAGGAGCAAAGCCUCCAGCCUCUCAGUAUAGUUCCUGCUCAUUCAACCACAGAAUCAGAAACCAGAGUAGGAAAUGUCCUAGGAGGUAGAGAGGAUCCAAUCUCUGGCCAGCCAGGGACCUGGCUUGAAAAUUGCUUAGUGCCCUCAGAUAGGGUUACCAGAUUUGAACAUUCAAAAAAAGAGGAUACUCUGGCAGGGGAGGGAAUUUGCUCAUGCCCCCCCUGCCCCGACCCCACCCCUUUCCUGUCCCCAUUCCAACCCCUUCCCCAAAUCCCUGCCCCAGCCCUACCUCCUCCCUUGAGCACACCACAUUCCCCCUCCCACGCAAAACAGCUGUUUCAUGGUGCAAGCACUGGGAGCUAGGGGGAAAAAGUGGGCACUUUCUCGAGUGAUCAACAUUCACUCUCUUUCUUGAAUGAUCAACUCUUCUUUGGGGAAGAAUAAUAAUGGCAAAAUCCCAGACGUUUUUAGAUAUUUAAAAAUUCCUCCCAGACUGCAAUUUAAGAACCAAGAAGCCAGACGUGUCUGGGAAAAUAUGGACAUAUGGUAGCCCUACCUCAGAACUGCACCAGAUGAAAUUGAUGGAAGCUGAAGACCAUUUGAGGGUGCUCAUCUCCUUAAACGAUCAGGCCCCUGAACCAUGCCUUACAUCAUAUUUUCUAGUGCUUUGUCCAUACCCGGUACAUAGCAUCGGCUCUUAGAGACAAUGUGAAAACACAUCAUGGCAUGUUGCAAAAAUAAAAAACCCAAGAAGCUAUGGUUUGAGAGUACCUCAUUCCAAUUCCCACAGAGCAGAAGUAAGUUGAAAUGAAUCUGUUGCCCACUUCACAGACCAGGGGAUUGUAAAACUGCUUUGAGGGAUGAUUUUUGAAUUUCAAAGAUUGCUUGGUAUGAACCAUAAUAAAACCCAUCACCUGGUCACUGAAACAGACCUGAAAUGGGUAGCCUACUAAAACAGCAUGAUUAUUUUUAAUCUCAUCCUGUUAAUUACAACACAAGUGGUAUAAAUAUUGUUGCAGUGUGUCACCAGAUCACUUUCUCUGUAUUUUCUUGUGAUAUAUUUUAUGGAAAAAAGCUAUUCUCAGUAAUGCCGAUCAUUACAGGUAGCUGUAAUGUUGUACAAACAGAUGUGUAAAUAAAUUAUUUGCUUUUCCUGCA
Caretta caretta (loggerhead turtle) is the source of this 14222-nucleotide messenger RNA. It is a transcript of the gene RAB11FIP4, whose product is annotated as RAB11 family interacting protein 4. The record is from RefSeq and is a predicted model, not a curated record. Gene Ontology annotation, cellular component: recycling endosome membrane; midbody; cleavage furrow. Gene Ontology annotation, biological process: regulation of cytokinesis; endocytic recycling. Lineage: Eukaryota; Metazoa; Chordata; Testudines; Cheloniidae.